This is a messenger RNA of Octodon degus (degu), 1275 nucleotides long. RefSeq names its product RAB26, member RAS oncogene family (gene Rab26). Bases 2 to 943 code for a protein of 313 amino acids. Lineage: Eukaryota; Metazoa; Chordata; Mammalia; Rodentia; Octodontidae. Gene Ontology annotation, biological process: protein secretion; Golgi vesicle fusion to target membrane; protein localization to plasma membrane. Gene Ontology annotation, molecular function: GTP binding; GTPase activity. Gene Ontology annotation, cellular component: trans-Golgi network transport vesicle; synaptic vesicle; endosome. The record is from RefSeq and is a predicted model, not a curated record. The transcript has 9 exons.
GAUGCAGGGCACCGCGGACCCGGCCGAGGACACCCGACAGCUGACACAGCUGCAAUGUGCACUGAGCGCACACACAGCUGUCAGGCUAUGUUUGGAGUACUCAACAGCUGGCUGGGCCUCCCCUCCUCCUUCCUCAGUGAGAGCUGCACAAGGGGUCCUGGGACAUCAGCACCUGGCACGCACCCCUCCCACUGACCAUCACCCUUCACCUGAGCUCUGGUUUCAUCAUUUCCCAUAUGCUGCCUUCGCUCACACCCAGGGGCUGUGGGUCUCCUCUUUUUCUGAGGCUGGGAAGAGGUUUGCCAGUUGGAUGGGGAGAGUGAGGCCUCCCCCAGACCAAGGCAGAAACUAUGUGAAUUUGGCUGUGGUCAUGUUGGUGGGAGACUCAGGUGUCGGAAAAACCUGUUUGCUCGUACGUUUCAAGGACGGUGCUUUCCUGGCAGGGACCUUCAUCUCCACUGUGGGCAUCGACUUCCGGAACAAAGUUCUGGAUGUGGAUGGAAUGAAGGUGAAACUUCAGAUCUGGGACACAGCUGGACAGGAGCGGUUCCGCAGUGUCACCCAUGCCUACUAUCGGGAUGCACAUGCACUGCUGCUCCUCUACGAUGUUACCAACAAGACCUCCUUUGACAACAUCCAGGCCUGGCUGACUGAGAUCCAGGAAUAUGCCCAGGACGACGUGGUACUCAUGCUGCUUGGGAACAAGGUGGACUCCACCCAGGAGCGAGCUGUGAAGAGGGAGGAUGGAGAGAAGCUGGCCAAGGAGUAUGGACUGCCCUACAUGGAAACCAGUGCCAAGACAGGGGUCAACGUUGACUUGGCCUUCACUGCCAUAGCAAAGGAGUUGAAACAGCGUAUUAUGAAAGCACCCAAUGAACCCCACUUCCUGCUGCACGACUAUGUUAAACAGGAAGGUCGAGGGCCCUUCUGCUGUCAGUUCUGAACAAGGAUUAAUUUUACUCUGAACGGACCCAGCCAGAUAAAGACUGGACGGGAACUCCACAGCCAGCACUUCCAGGGAUUCCUGGGUCAAGCCUCAUCCCCUCUCUGUCCAAGCAGCAAUCUCAAACCUUCAUUCCAAAAAAGCAAAGGUCCUUACACGUGUACAGACCACACCAUGGCGCUCUGCUGCCCCCUCCUGGACAUUCCUAAAGGACCAGGCCACAGGCUAACACGUGUAUGCGCUUCUGUGUGUUCCAAACACCAGCCCAAACUGGCCAGUGUACCCAUGUGCCAAGCCUUGUUUAGGCCCAGCCAUAGCUGAGACCUGAUGUU